CAUCAAGAUGCUGAGAGUAUGACAAAAUGGAUUCACAAUCUUCAUCAGAUAAAGGUCCAUCAGGCAGAGGAGCCAACCAAGGGUGGAAAAUAGAACCAGAGAAGCUUCAGAGGAAUUACUCUCCCACACGACCGCCAGAGGUUACACAUCUACUGUAUGAAAUCCAAUGGAAGAAAAAUCUCAAGACCUGGAAAAACUGGUGUACAAGCAAUCCUAACCAGCAUGCUGAAAUCAAUUUUUUAGAAAAUGCAUGGAAGGAGAUAAGACGGAAGACCAGACCAUGCUCUAUCACGUGGUUUCUGUCUUGGAGUCCUUGUCAUGCAUGUAGUCAACGUAUAAUUGAGUUCUUGGAAACACAUCCUAAGGUGACCCUAGAGAUAAGAGCCGCUCAGCUGUUCAAGCAUCAAGUGGAGUGUAACCAGAAUGGCCUGAGGGAUUUAGCUAAUUUUGGGGUUAAGAUCUCCAUCAUGCAUCUGCCUGAUUAUCAAUAUUGUUGGAGAACAUUUGUGGUUCCUCAAGAGCAUGGUGAAGAGUACUGGCCAUGGCAUUUUUUCCCCAGGAUAAUUUCUUGUUCCCAGAGUCUCUGUUCAAUUCUUAAGGUAAGAGGCUAUUUAAAAAAUUAAACAGUAACUAAAUCCAACUCUGGGGAGGGAGACAUCUUUUGACAUACAAAUGAGAGAAAGGCCUGUUACAGACUGCCAAAAUAAAGCUGCUUC
Messenger RNA from Sceloporus undulatus (fence lizard), 716 nucleotides. RefSeq names its product C->U-editing enzyme APOBEC-1-like. NCBI's taxonomy places the organism in Eukaryota, Metazoa, Chordata, Lepidosauria, Squamata, Phrynosomatidae. The transcript has 4 exons. Gene Ontology annotation, molecular function: zinc ion binding; RNA binding; cytidine deaminase activity. Bases 27 to 623 code for a protein of 198 amino acids. Gene Ontology annotation, biological process: cytidine to uridine editing. The record is from RefSeq and is a predicted model, not a curated record. Gene Ontology annotation, cellular component: nucleus; cytoplasm.